AAUCCAUCGCAUCUUUCACAUUGCCGAGGAUUUCUCACGCUUCAGACCCAUCAUGCCUGCCAUGGGCCCCGGAGACUUGAGGCGAGUUCUGGCCAAGGCGUAUCCGUGGGUUCAGUCGCCAUUCAUCGUCGGGGCGCCCAUGCGCGUUCUCUCUGGGCCGAACCUUGCAGUCGCCGUUUCCAAGGCCGGCGGCCUCGGAUUCAUCGGUCCGACUCUCAAGGCGGGAGACCUCAAGGCGGACCUCGCAAAAGCUGCUGAUCUGAUACGAUCUUCACACUUGGCCUCGGAAGGCAUCCAUCGCGAUCGCGCCAUCCUCCCCAUUGGCGUCGGCUUCCAGACAUGGAACAGUGACAUUAAAGACUCGCUCGCGGCGCUUGAGAAGCACCAGCCUUGCGCCGUGUGGCUCUUUGCUCCUCGCCAUGGACAAGUCGAGUUGGAUGAGUGGGUUGGCAGCAUUCGUCAAGCGUCGCCGGGAACCAAGAUCUGGAUCCAGGUCGGCACUCUACGCGAAGCGACCGAUGCCGCCGGCAGCCAGUCUCCGCCAGACGUUCUCGUGAUUCAGGGCGCCGAGGCCGGUGGGCACGGAAGGGCAAAGGACGGAAUGGGCACCUUUACUCUUUUCCCAGAAAUUGCCGACGCGACUCGCGAAUCCGGCAUCCCUCUCGUCGCUGCCGGAGGCAUCAUCGACGGCCGCGGCGUCGCAGCGGCUCUGAGUCUCGGAGCUUCGGGAGUGGCAAUGGGGACGCGCAUGCUCGCGUCAACAGAAGCUCGCAUCAGCAAAGGGUACCAGGACGAGAUAGUCCGCGCCGCGGAUGGCGCGACAUCGACGGUUCGCACGCAGCUCUACAACCACUUGCGGGGCACAUUUGGAUGGCCCGAGCAAUAUUCGCCGCGCGGCGUCAUCAACAGAAGUUGGAUAGAACACCAGGAGGGCGUUCCAUUCGAUGAGCUCAAGAAGCGACACGACCAGGCCGCGGGUACCGGCGACGCGGGAUGGGGGCCAGACGGCAGACUGGCCACUUAUGCCGGGGCUGCGGUAGGGCUCGUGCGCAGUGUGGACGACGCCGCCACGAUAGUUGACGGUGUCAGACGGGAGGCAAGGGACAUUAUCAAGUCACUUCAUAGCGGUCUCUAG
This is a messenger RNA of Purpureocillium takamizusanense, 1135 nucleotides long. Its product is annotated as Nitronate monooxygenase. The record is from RefSeq and is a predicted model, not a curated record. Lineage: Eukaryota; Fungi; Ascomycota; Sordariomycetes; Hypocreales; Ophiocordycipitaceae. The transcript has a single exon. Gene Ontology annotation, molecular function: nitronate monooxygenase activity. Bases 53 to 1135 code for a protein of 360 amino acids.